Messenger RNA from Pomacea canaliculata, 3336 nucleotides. RefSeq names its product low-density lipoprotein receptor-related protein 8-like. The coding region runs from base 346 to 1728 and encodes 460 amino acids. NCBI's taxonomy places the organism in Eukaryota, Metazoa, Mollusca, Gastropoda, Architaenioglossa, Ampullariidae. The transcript is spliced from 12 exons. The record is from RefSeq and is a predicted model, not a curated record.
UGCUGAGUGUUACGACCAAGAAAACGUCAUUGCAGGUCCUAACGGAUGCAACAGCAGCACUGACUGCUCCGACAUCUGCAUCCCUACACCUAACAACGGAAGAGCGUGUUUGCAACCGGACUCCACGACAUGUUCCGUUAGUCUGCCAGGUUGUGGGGGUACCUUUACAUCCCCUCUGGAACUAUAACAUCUCCACGAUAUCCUAGGAACUAUACUGGAAACCUGGACUGCACUUAUUACAUCGUGCAGCAAGCAACGCACCGGAUCACUCUCACCUUACAGCAGCUUGGUCUUCGUGAGACUCCUCAGUGUGCUGAUGACUACUUGGAGAUUCUAGACGGCAACAUGUCUACUUCGCCAAUCAUCGAUGUCAGGCUUUGCGGAAACGUAGAGGUUCCACUUGAUCUACGAUCGUCGAAAAAUGCGAUAAGGAUUCGUUUUAAAACGAAUAGCGUUAAUUCAAGCACUGGCUUUAACAUCAGCUACACAGCAGGAAUUAUUCCAAAGUCUUUUCUUUUAAUCGUCGAUUCUGGUGCCGCUAUGUUUCGCUUGGACCCGGAUGUCUUUAGCUACACCAGGCUACCUAUCCAGAACCUGCAAUCUCCUGUUGCCAUUGACUACGACCCUGAAGAGGACCGUGUCUACUGGACCGAUAUUAGGGCAAAGGAAAUACGUUCUGCUUUCCUCAAUGGCACGAACAAUCAGCUUAUCUUUAGCUUACAUCCUGGCGCCUCGUGCGAAGGCCUGGCUAUCGACUAUCUUUCGCGUCUCGUCUUCUACACGGAUAGCGGAAGUGACGUCAUCGGGUCCGUAUCCAUCAGCAACUUAAAGCAGCAGACAGUGAUCAACAGUGACCUCGACCAGCCUGGAGCGAUCGCCCUCCAUCUGACCAAGCGGUUCAUCUUCUGGGCCAGCUCGGGCACCAGUCCAAAACUAGAACGAGCCAACUACGACGGUAGCGAGCGAAGGGCUCUACUCACACUCUCAUCACAGUCCAGACUAGCGGGACUCGCUGUGGACUUAAAAAAUGACUUGUUGUAUUGGGCUGAUGCGGCGCAAGAACGAAUUGAAAGAAUAGAUUUGCAGGGAGGUAACCGCAAACCAAUUUUCCAUCUACCACAGUCGCGGUUCUUUGCAUUGGCUCUCAGUGGUGACUACAUCUUCGUCACGAACUUAAACUCAUCGCUCUCGACUGUGCUUCGUGUAAGAAUAGAUGCUAGUGAAAGCACCUACAAGGGGUGGUCCACAACGAGUACUUUGAAGGGACUGUGCUUUUACAACGAAAGUACACGUCUGCGAGCUGAGAAUCAGACGAACAUCACAAGUUCGAAAACCGGGCUCAUUGCUGGAGUCACUGGUGGAUGUCUUGCCGGACUCGUGAUAGUCAUCAGUGUUGUCGUAUUUGUGAUAAAAAGACGAGCAGGUAAAAGAACUCCCCCUGCCGUUCGUGAACUCCCUCGAGCGCCGGUGGAGUGGAAAUCACGAAGCAGCACGUCCUCUCAGGUACCUCUGGACAAAGCAGUCGACUACGGCAAGGGCGACGGCGACUACGGCGACUACUGCGAACUGGAUGACGUUCAGCGACAGUUCUCUUCAGUACAAAGAUACGUAACUCUCAAUCAGUACCUCACACCUCGGCCUGAUUAUGAAGAACCUCUACCACCACCGCCUCCGUCCUCCAGUGAUCCAAGAAGUUCCCGUCAGGGCUCUACAAAUGUGAAAAUCUAAAAUUUGCCUUUAAAAAGGAACAGUAAAAGGAACCCUAGUAAAAAAAAAGUAAUGGACUUCACCUAUAGACUACAGAAUCCUGUAAUUUCUUUAUUUCUUUGUAAUGCGAUAAGUUCCGUAUGAAUAAUCUAUUUCUGUAAUCCUCGUCUACAUAUGAAACAUUAUUUGGAGGGGGGUGUUCAUGGAAUGCGUGCGUGUGUGCGAGUUUGAGCGCUUCUGGAAUCUGAUUUUUUUAAACAUAUCAGUACAUGAACUCUUUCUCUCCUUUCUUCUCUCUCUCUCUCUCAACUGUGGCCAGUUGAUAUGAUGGCAUGAUAAGAUGCAGCAAAAUUGUCGCAGAGCGGUGACAUGAGACUGAAAAGCCAGCGCAGCGAGGGUAGGCGAGCCGCACCUGUCACAGAUUUCUUUUAGAAAGUGAGAAAGAAAGGGGAAGACUAUUUAAUUAACUGUCGCCGGCCAAUGCUUGACUUCCCAAGGAGACGCGGCAAGUGGAGGGACCCUACGUGUAGGGUGGGGAGUGAAGGCUGCGUCUUCUUAGAAAGGCGCAGUCUACGGGGCUGGGAGAUGGGCCAUGGAGUGGAGGGCCGGGAGAUGGGCCGUAAGUGUUUGGGCCUGGCAGAUGCCAUGGAGUACUUGAAGAGUUUUGUUGUUGUGUUUUUGAGUUAGUUGGAGUUGUUUGUUCCUUGAUGUUACUCAACCACCACUUCUGUUUGCCUUGUCGACGUCCUCCAUCUACACAUCCCUGGAGGUCUGUCUCGAACAAUGUACUGUCGAGCGACAUGCCCGACCCAAACCAGUUUUCACCUCUUGAAAGUGGCAAGUAAGGGUUCCUGAGGACGAGCAGGAUGGAAACCAACUGCGAACGGACUGAUUUGUCUUCUGUUCCCUGUAGAUGUGGUGCAGGCUAUGAAAGCAUUUCAUCUUGAAUGCCUGAGUCUUUUUCGCCGCAUCAGUCAGAAGGAUCAUCGUUUUGCGCCCGUACAGCAAGAUGAGACAGAUCAUGAACGUGCACAGCUUGAGUCUGCUGUGAUUUCUGACGAAAUUCCGCCGAGCAGCUGCCAUCCUUUGAGAGCGACGCUCCUAGGUACCUGAAACUCCAUAGCCCCUCAAGAGGCAUGCCAUUAAACUGAAUCUCUGCUGUUUCUUGUUCAACAAUAUUCAUCACUGUUUUGCUUUUGUCUGUGUUGAUGUUCAACGCACUGCGCUCGAACUGGCUGCGUGUCUAUCGGUGAGUGCAUGCAACUCACCAUUGCUGCCUGCCAUCGGAUCGAUGUCAUCAGAAAAAAACUGAGUCUGUAUAGCUUGGCUUAGUGGUCUUUCUCCGAUGGACACUGAUGAAUAGGCGUUGAUGCAGCGUAUAUCGCACGAUUCUCUCCAAAUAGAUGUUAAACAUCACCGGGAAUAAAGGACAACCUUGGAGGACUCCCGCUGUCGUAGGAAAGAGCUCUCCCAGGUAGCAGAACAGAGCUCCAAAACUGACCAACACCAACUGGAUGGUUGUACAUAUAUGGGCAUAAAUGUGCGUGUGUGUAUGCGUACCCGUGCUCCUAUGUAUCUACAUAGCAUUUUACACUUUAUUUUGACAAAUAAAAUAAUUUUGUCUAUUAA